Nicotiana tabacum (common tobacco) is the source of this 1131-nucleotide messenger RNA. The record is from RefSeq and is a predicted model, not a curated record. Lineage: Eukaryota; Viridiplantae; Streptophyta; Magnoliopsida; Solanales; Solanaceae.
AUGGCAGAUGCAGUGGUGAAUUUUCUGGUAGAGAACCUGUUGCAGCUAUUAAGUGAUAAUGUAAAGCUGAUCGGAAGUGCAAAGGGAGAGUUAGAGAAUCUGCUGAAAGAAGUUCAACACCUAAAAGGCUUCUUAGACGAUGCUGCAAAAUUACCAAGCGAUAGCGAGCAGUGGAAAGUGUUGGUCGAGGAGAUUCAAAAAACGGUACAUACCGCAGAGGAUGCUGUUGAUAAGUUUGUGGUUCAGGCGAAGCUGCACAAAGAGAAAAAUAAAAUGGCAAGAAUUUUGGAUGUGGGUCAUCUCGCUACAGUCAGGAAUCUUGCAGCUGAGGUCAAAGGAAUUCAUGACCAAGUGAAGGAACUUCGCCUAAACAAUCAAGCUCUUCAAGCACGCCCAACUCUUGAGCUGCCUAAAAAAGGUGCCCCUGAAACAACUCAGCAGGGUCCUGCAUUGGAGGAUGAUGAAGUUGUCGGCUUUGAUGAGGAAGCGAACAAAGUGAUCGAGCGACUUGUUAAAGAAUCAAAGGAUCUAGAUAUUAUUCCGGUGGUGGGUAUGCCGGGACUUGGAAAAACCACACUAGCAAGAAAAAUCUACAAGGAUCCUAAGCUUUCAUAUGAAUUUUUCGGCGUCCAUUGGGUUUACGUCGGCCAAUCUUACAAAAUAAAGGAUGUUUUUCUUAAUAUUCUCAAAUACUUCACAAGACGCACCGAAGACUAUCAACAUGAGGAUGUGGACGCAUUAGCUAAGGUGAUAGCCGGUUUUAUCAAGAAAGGAGGUAGAUGUCUCAUUUGUUUAGAUGAUGUUUGGGAAACAAAAGUCAUUGAUUAUGUAAAGACAAUUUUCCCAGAAAAUGAAAAGGGACAUCGAGUCAUGAUGACAACGCGUAACAAAGUUCUGGCUACUUAUGCCAAUUCAGAUCCUCACGAUCUGAAAUUUUUGACUCCAAAAGAAAGUUUUGAAUUGUUGGUAAAGAGAGUUUUUGGCAAGAAACCUUGUCCUAAAGAUUUAGUAGGACAUGGAGAAAGCAUUGCAGGAAAAUGUGGUGGAGUACCACUUGCAGUAGUGGUAAUUGCAGGAGCAUUAAGAGGUCGUCUGAACACAAGUGAUUGGAUAAGAGUUGAGAGAAAUGUG